Lucilia cuprina (Australian sheep blowfly) is the source of this 3032-nucleotide messenger RNA. RefSeq names its product DNA ligase 4 (gene DNAlig4). The record is from RefSeq and is a predicted model, not a curated record. Lineage: Eukaryota; Metazoa; Arthropoda; Insecta; Diptera; Calliphoridae. Gene Ontology annotation, molecular function: ATP binding; DNA ligase (ATP) activity; DNA binding. Gene Ontology annotation, biological process: double-strand break repair via nonhomologous end joining; nucleotide-excision repair, DNA gap filling; DNA recombination. The coding region runs from base 90 to 2864 and encodes 924 amino acids. Gene Ontology annotation, cellular component: DNA-dependent protein kinase-DNA ligase 4 complex; DNA ligase IV complex. The transcript has 6 exons.
GUUAUUUUUUAAUAACAAGACAAGAACAAAUUAAUUUCAUCAUAGUUUUAUUAUUAUUUUUUUUAAUCAAUUGACGCCUCCUGUACAGAAUGGAUAUAGCAGAUACAAUUAAAUUUCGUGAUAUAUGUUCUAUGUUAAAGAAAAUUAAGGAAUAUGAAAAUAAAGAUAAAAAAGCAAAAAUUGUUAAACAAUAUUAUGAUUCAUUUUGUAAACAUCGAGAAAAAUUCAGGGAACAGCAACAAUUGAAACCAGAAAUGGAAGAGGAUGGACGCAGUAGUUUCUAUUGUGUAUUAAGAUGUCUGAUACCAAAUGCCGAUAUGGCUCGUCCCCCAUAUGGCCUGCAAAUACCCUCUUUGGGUAAGGUGUUUAUUAAGAUUUUACAGUUGGGUUCGGAGUCAAGAGAUGCUGAAAUCCUAGAAGCUCGCAAUUUUAAUGGAUUUCGCGGUGACUAUGCCGAUAGGCUUUAUCGAGUCCUAAAGCCACGUUGCAGCCAUCAACCUAGUAAUUUAACGCUAAAACAAGUGCAUGACAUGUUAGAUACUAUAGCAAAUGAAAAUCGAUUAAAUACGGAAAAAGUUCUUAUACAACUCUCUGAAACCGCUUCGGCUGAAGAACAAAUGUGGUUUGUGCGUCUUCUAUUAAAAUCUAUGCAUUUGGGUAUUGGAGAUCAACGUAUUUUUGGCAUAUUACAUCCACAGGCCAAGGCAUUUUUUCAAAUCUGCGCCAAUCUCUCUAAAUUGUGUUGCAAUAUUGCUGAUAAUAAUUUUAAUCUAGCCAUCUCAGCACCAUCAACUUCAUCUGCAUUAGGAGCUUUAGAUUUACCCGUCAACAUACAGCCUUUUGAAUAUAUUAGACCGCAGCUGUGUGAAAUAUUUCCUGGUAAUAUAGAAAAUCUCAUGGCAAAGGAUGUUUUAUAUAUGGAAACUAAAAUGGAUGGUGAAAGAUUCCAGUUACAUUAUGAAAAUAAUCGUUUUAAAUAUUUCUCCCGUAAUGGCAUUGAUUAUACGCAUAGCUUUGGUUCCUGCUAUGAUGAGAACAAUAAAUUGACCACGAAACUUCAGCAUCUUUUACCCAUAGGUAUGACUUCAGUGAUUCUAGAUGGUGAAAUGAUGGUGUGGAAUACUUAUCAUAAUAAGUAUCAUGAAAAGAGUGAAAAUACUGAUGUUAAAAAUUUAAAUAAUACCCGCAAUUGUCAACCUUGUUUUGUGGUCUAUGAUCUGUUGUUUUGGAAUGGUGAAUCAAUGCUAAAAAUGCCCUACAUACAGAGAAUGCAUAAACUGAAGCAUUUGUUUAAGGAGCAGGAGGGUGUUUUGCAGCUAAUGAAAACUGUUAAGAUAACAUCGCCGGAAGAUUUUACGCAGAAAUUUCAACAAGCUUUGGAUCGACACGAAGAGGGUGUUGUGUUGAAACAACAGAGAGCGUCUUAUGCACCAGGACGUAGGAAUGGUAGUGGAUGGUAUAAGGUUAAAGCAGAUUAUAUAAAAGGCUUAACGACUGAAUUCGAUCUUCUGGUCAUCGGUGCAUUUUUCAAUCGUACUCGCACAUUUGUAGAAUCUUUCCUGGUAGGUGUGCUUAAAUAUGUUUCUCUUCAACAAUUCGAAGUCUAUUCGAUUGGCAAAGUUAGCAACAAUACUACACAACGAGUUGUUCUAAAUAACACUUUAAAACCUCAUUGGCAUUUAGCUACGGAGGAGCCACCACCAUUGUGGUAUCAUUAUAGGGAAACAAGUGCCGAAGGUCGACCAGAUGCCUGGAUAGAACCCAGAAAUUCUGUUAUUUUGCAAAUAAAAGCUACCGAUUUAAAUCCUUCUGGUGCUUUUGCUUUAUCAAUGGCUUUACAUUUUCCACGUAUACAAGCCUGGCGUAACGAUAAAUUGUGGCAUGAAUGUUUGUCUUUGGAGGAAUACAACCAAUUGAAACAAUGUUCUGGUGGAGGUGCCAUCAAAAAGAUUGUUAAGAGAACUGUAAUUUCAAAAGAUUUUACUGCGGAAAGGGCAAAACGCACGAAAAUGACAGCGGCUGAGAAACGUAAUCUGGGUUUGCAGGCAUAUAACAAAAAGUUUGAUCCCUCUAAUGUGGAAAAAAUUUCAAAUUUAUUGAAUGACUUUAGUGUUUGUAUACUAAGUGCUUCCCUAAAUAGGGGCUAUACUCCGGAGUAUUUAAAAACUUUGGUCGUGCAAAAUGGUGGAACUGUUGUAGACAAUCCAUUACCCAAUAAUCCCACUUGCAUUGUGAUAGCCGGUGAUAAAACCUAUCGCGUGGAAAUGCUUUGUAAAGCCCAACAAUAUGACAUAGUCUCUAUGGAUUGGUUUUUGUAUAUUUGUGAAAAACAAAUAUUCAAAUUAAGACCACGUGAUAUGUUGUCCAUGACUGACAAUCUAAGAGAACGUUUCAGCAAAUUCUAUGAUAAAUGGGGUGAUCAUUAUACGGAGUUUGUUUCAUCCAAAGAACUUAAACGUAUAUGUGAUCAUAUGCCAGAUAAAGAUGUACCUGAUCUGGAUGAUGAACAAUUGUUGGAAUUAGAAAACUUAAUAUACAAAAAACUUAAUCGUAAUUGGUUCCGUAAUAAAUAUGCCUAUUUCUAUACUUUCGAUGCGCAAUCGGAAAAGGCAAAUUUGAGUUAUCAAUGGCAUGGUGGAAAUGUUUUAAAUGAUAGUAAUUUAAAUUCGGAGUCUUAUAAGAAAAUAAAUUAUAUUUUUAUAAAUCUCAUACAAUUUGAUAAAACAAAAUUUUUGCAUUGGCUUAAGGAGAGAUUUUCCGAUAAUUUGUCAGAUUUACAGAUUAUUAAUGUAACAUGGAUUUUGGAAUCGCAUAAAGCUAGAAUAUUGCUAGAUAUUAAUGAAUAUACAUGGCAUGAUUUUUAAAUAUUUUUUUGUUCAAUAUUUUUCCGCAAUUAUUACUAUUUUAUACAAUUGACUAAAUAUUUUAUUUUGUAAAUAUAAACGCAACUAAGUCUAAUGUCUCUACUGUUUGUUGUCGCUUGUUUUGUAAGUUUGUAUUUUGAUUAAAAUAAAGUUUUGUAAAACAAAAUA